AUGUCGAAUAAGGCGUAUUGUUUGUCGAUGUGUCCGCAAUCAGAAGUUAUUUUUCGUCGUAAAAAUGGUCUUGUUCACUUUUGGAAUGAAAACGAUGAAGAAUCGCUUGAAAAUGCGAAAAAGCCGGACGAUUCUCAUUUUAUGGUUAAAGAAUAUACGCGUUCAGCAGCAGGAAAAGAAAUUUUAAAUUUUCAAGUUUUAAGACCAUUUUCAGUUUUGGAGAAAACUGUUUUUCAUCUUAUGAAAAUUGCGAAUAAUUUAAAGUCGAAUGAUAAUUGGUCAUUAGCAUAUGGUUUUAUUACUGAUCGUUUGCGUGCUGUUCGACAAGAUAUGACAGUACAGCGUUUGAAUCCCAUGGAAAGCCUGCAGUUGCUGGAAUCUAUUAUUAUCUUCUAUAUAAAAGCAUUCUACAGGUGUGAAAUUGGAAUAGAUAGAUGUGCUACGUACGACCGCAAAUUGCACCGAAUGCAAUUAUAUGAUUGCCUUGCUGAUUGGAGAGAACUUUUCGAACAUUUGAAGUUAGAAAAUGAACGAAUAUUACAAUGUUACCUUUUUGUAAAUGCACUGGAGCCAUGGUCCUUAUUGCAAUUGAAAAGAUGGAAAUCUUUUUUGUCUAUCGAUAGUCUUAAAUUCGCUGAGGAAGCAAUUAUUUCCAUGCGAACGAAAAAUUUUGUUCGAUUUUUUCGAUUGAUUUCGAAGCAAAAUGAUCUUAUUUUGAGAUGUUCAAUGCUUUUUCAUGCGUCUUUUAUGCGAUUUUCGGCGCUUUUAGCUUGUUCUAUAGCAUAUAAGUGCCGAAAUGUUAAAUUACCAUUUCAUUAUUUACUGCGAGUGUUGAAAAUGGAUAAAGAUGCACUUUGCCAGGCAUUAAAUGAAAUUGGCUUUGAGGGAAAUGAUUUCUAUUCGUUUGGAGUUGAGGUGAAUUCAAACAUUGGUUUAUCAUCUGCUCACUGGUUGAAAACACAAGAAAUCGCUGAAUAUUUUUGA
Dracunculus medinensis (Guinea worm) is the source of this 984-nucleotide messenger RNA. The record is from the annotation of a GenBank genome assembly. NCBI's taxonomy places the organism in Eukaryota, Metazoa, Nematoda, Chromadorea, Rhabditida, Dracunculidae.